Molecule: messenger RNA, 1184 nt
Organism: Brassica oleracea var. oleracea
Lineage: Eukaryota; Viridiplantae; Streptophyta; Magnoliopsida; Brassicales; Brassicaceae
Product: protein transport protein SEC13 homolog B-like
Exons: 2
Coding region: 121-906 (261 amino acids)
Biological process (GO): COPII-coated vesicle budding; protein import into nucleus
Cellular component (GO): nuclear pore outer ring; COPII vesicle coat
Molecular function (GO): structural molecule activity; protein binding
Source: RefSeq, a predicted model, not a curated record
UUCUUUAAUCACCUUAGAAAAAAAAACUCUAGAAACCGAUUAUCUUCUCCGUCGAUCAUCCCCUUCGGCUCGCAUUCUCGCGUCUCACAGUCCAUCGACCGUGCCUUCAGGGAAAGUAACAUGCCGGGUCAGAAGAUUGAAACGGGUCAUGAGGACAUGGUCCACGAUGUCCAAAUGGAUUACUACGGAAAGAAAGUUGCAACUGCCUCUUCUGACUGCACCAUCAAGAUAACUGGCGUCAACGCUGGAGGAUCUCAGCACCUAGCUACAUUAACCGGCCACCGCGGUCCCGUCUGGCAAGUCGCGUGGGCCCACCCGAAGUUUGGAUCAAUCCUAGCCUCAUGCUCCUAUGAUGGCCAAGUCAUCCUCUGGAAAAAAGGCAGCCAAAACCAAUGGACUCAAGCUCACGUCUUCACUGACCACAAAUCUUCAGUCAACUCCAUCGCUUGGGCUCCUUAUGAGCUCGGACUCUCCUUCGCUUGUGGGUCGUCCGAUGGGAACAUUUCGGUUUUCACUGGCCGUGCUGAUGGUGGCUGGGACACGGCGAAGAUCGACCAAGCUCACCCGGUUGGUGUGACUUCUGUCUCGUGGGCUCCUUCCACUGCGCCUGGCGCUCUCGUCAGCUCUGGUUUGCUUGAUCCGGUUUACAAGCUGGCUUCCGGUGGGUGUGAUAAUACGGUGAAAGUGUGGAAGCUCUCUGACGGGUUGUGGAAGAUGGAUUGCUUCCCGGCUCUGCAGAAGCACAGUGAUUGGGUCAGGGAUGUGGCUUGGGCGCCGAACUUGGGUCUCCCUAAGUCGACCAUUGCUAGUGGCUCGCAAGAUGGGAAAGUGAUUAUAUGGACGGUGGGGAAAGAAGGUGAGCAGUGGGAAGGCAAGGUUCUCAAGGACUUUUUGGCUCCGGUGUGACGUGUUUCGUGGUCGUUGACCGGUAACAUGCUGGCUGUGUCCGACGGGAAUAAUAAUGUGACGGUGUGGAAAGAGGCUGUUGAUGGAGAGUGGGAACAAGUCACCGUUCUUGAGCCGUAGGUAUUUUUGAUGGUCUUUUGAGGGAAUGUGGAUGGGAUUUUCUUAAUUUUGGUUCGAUACAUUUGGACAUUUUAUUCUUUCCUAGACUUUUUGGUUUUUUUUUUUAACCUUCAAUAAACCAGACCUUCAAGAAUAUAUAAUUUCCCUUUUAUUUUAAA